GCGGCGGCGUCGCUGGUGUUGGUGAGCUCGGCGCCUGCCGGUCGCGCGGCGGCGCUUGCGAAGGAUCCCGGCCUUGGGUCGAGGCGGUCGGCGCGUGGGGCACGACGUGCUGGGCUCGGCCAUGGUGGGCGUCCCUGGAGCGGCCGCCUUCCAGCUUGGUUCUGAGAAAAAAGUGCCAGCAAUGCCUGGAUCGCCUGCGGAAGUGAAAAUACAGUCACGAUCCUCACCUCCCAGCAUGCCACCCCUCCCACCAAUAAAUCCUGGAGGACCGAGGCCAGUGUCCUUUACUCCUACAGCAUUAAGCAAUGGCAUCAGCCAUUCUCCUCCUACUCUGAAUGGCGCCCCCUCACCACCACAGAGAUUCAGCAAUGGCCCUGCCUCUUCCACAUCAUCUGCACUAACAAAUCAACAACUGCCAGCCACUUGUGGUGCCAGACAACUCAGCAAGUUGAAACGCUUCCUCACCACUUUGCAACAGUUUGGCAAUGACAUUUCCCCUGAGAUUGGGGAGAAGGUUCGGACUCUUGUUCUAGCAUUGGUGAACUCAACAGUGACAAUUGAAGAAUUCCAUUGCAAGCUCCAAGAGGCCACAAACUUUCCUCUUCGUCCCUUUGUGAUUCCAUUUCUCAAGGCCAACCUGCCACUGCUACAGCGAGAACUGUUGCAUUGUGCACGGGCUGCCAAGCAGACCCCAUCCCAGUACCUAGCACAACACGAACACCUUCUGCUCAACACCAGCAUUGCGUCUCCAGCGGACUCUUCUGAGCUACUCAUGGAAGUACAUGGAAAUGGGAAGAGGCCCAGUCCAGAGAGGAGGGAAGAGAGUAAUUUUGAAAGAGAUACAAUUCCUUCUGAGCCUCCUGCCAAGAGAGUAUGCACCAUCAGUCCUGCUCCUCGGCACAGCCCUGCCCUCACUGUGCCUCUCAUGAAUCCUGGGGGCCAGUUCCACCCAACUCCUCCACCUCUUCAGCACUAUACCUUAGAAGAUAUCGCAACUUCUCACCUGUAUCGGGAGCCUAACAAGAUGCUAGAACAUCGAGAAGUUCGUGAGAGGCACCACAAUCUUAGUAUAAAUGGAAGCUAUCAAGAUGAGUUGGUAGACCACCGUUUGACAGAAAGGGAAUGGGCUGAUGAAUGGAAACAUCUUGACCAUGCCCUGAAUUGCAUUAUGGAAAUGGUAGAGAAAACAAGGCGCUCCAUGUCAGUUCUGAGGCGCUGUCAGGAAUCUGAUCGCGAAGAACUCAACUACUGGAAGAGACGAUUUAAUGAAAACACAGAGAUGAGAAAAACGGGAACUGAGUUGGUCUCCAGGCAGCACAGCCCUGGGAGUGCAGAUUCUCUCAGCAAUGAUUCUCAGCGGGAAUUUACCAGUAGGCCAGGAACAGGUUAUGUACCUGUGGAGUUUUGGAAGAAAACAGAAGAAGCUGUGAAUAAGGUGAAAAUUCAGGCCAUGUCAGAAGUACAGAAGGCGGUUGCUGAGGCUGAGCAAAAAGCCUUUGAAGUGAUUGCAACAGAGAGAGCUCGAAUGGAACAAACCAUAGCAGAUGUCAAACGACAGGCCGCAGAAGAUGCCUUCCUUGUGAUCAAUGAGCAAGAAGAGUCAACUGAGAACUGCUGGAACUGUGGUCGCAAAGCUAGCGAGACAUGCAGUGGCUGCAACAUCGCCCGGUACUGCGGCUCCUUCUGCCAGCACAAGGACUGGGAGCGACACCACCGCCUCUGUGGCCAGAGCCUGCACAGUCAGAGUCCCCAUAGCCAGAGCCGGCCACUGCUUCCCGGAGGGAGGAGCUCCUCAGCCAGGUCCACCGACUGCAGUGUGCCCAGCCCCGCCCUGGACAAGACCUCGGCCACCACCUCACGCUCCUCAACUCCUGCCUCUGUAACAGCCAUUGAUGCCAACGGACUCUGAGUCCUAGACUCCACCCACCCUGGCGGCCACUCCGCAUGACAGAGCCCCUGCAGCAGGGAUUUGGCUCUUGGAUUGUGAAGAAGAGCUGAAACAGAAGCAGGACUCGACCACGCCUCCCUGCGACUUACCAAGAAUGUGCAGAAGAACUAGGGUGCCGGGCUCUGCGCACAGGUGGCCUGACCCACCUCCGUGGCUCUCCUGUGCUCCUCUCCCAGUCAAAGCUGGCUCAGCCAGCCCGUUCCAUGCGGAUCACCAGCUCCCCACCUCCCUCGCCAGCGCUCGCCGUGUGCUCUCUAGAUCAUCCUGUCCCAUCCACAGCCACGGGCCUCCUGCGCCAGAGGCCGGGAGACUGGCGGCGAGCCCAGGAGGAGGCCUCUCGCCGCACACAGUUCCUUCAACUUCGCGUCCACCUCCGCAGGUGACACUGAUGGGCCUCACAGGGACUCGGGUAGGCGAAAAGCUGUACUCAGGACUCCUCCUCAGCCCAGAAAAAGGCAGAAAAGAAGCCAGUACUUCAGUUGAAGCACUCCUAUUGCUAAGAAGGAAAUAAAUACGUUUUCCUCA
This is a messenger RNA of Perognathus longimembris pacificus (Pacific pocket mouse), 2473 nucleotides long. It is a transcript of the gene Cbfa2t2, whose product is annotated as CBFA2/RUNX1 partner transcriptional co-repressor 2. Gene Ontology annotation, biological process: negative regulation of DNA-templated transcription; DNA-templated transcription. The transcript has 11 exons. The record is from RefSeq and is a predicted model, not a curated record. Gene Ontology annotation, molecular function: transcription corepressor activity. The coding region runs from base 122 to 1909 and encodes 595 amino acids. NCBI's taxonomy places the organism in Eukaryota, Metazoa, Chordata, Mammalia, Rodentia, Heteromyidae. Gene Ontology annotation, cellular component: nucleus.